AUGCGUGUACCUCCCGUGCAUUCGACCUUUACAACAAACCGACACCAAUUUGUCUCCACGCCCUCUCUGGUCCGUGUUGGAUCUCGGGCUCUGUUCAGGCCUCUGUCAUCAGCAGUAGUGUCAGAUGGCAGGAAAGGAGAGACAACCUCACUCCUACCUCAGAAUUCUCAGCAGCAGAUGGCAGUGCGUAGUUUCCAGACUAGUGCAGUGAGUCGUGACAUUGACACUGCUGCAAAGUUCAUUGGUGCUGGGGCAGCCACUGUGGGAGUAGCUGGAUCUGGAGCUGGCAUUGGGACUGUGUUUGGUAGUCUUAUUAUUGGAUAUGCAAGGAACCCUUCUUUGAAGCAGCAACUCUUCUCUUAUGCUAUCCUUGGCUUUGCUCUGUCUGAAGCUAUGGGUCUGUUCUGUCUGAUGGUUGCUUUCCUUAUUCUGUUUGCCAUAAAGCAAGUUCUGUGUCGCCGCUGUCACAGUCCCCAGGACUCUUCUGAACUGAAGAAACAUAAACGGACUAAUGUACAGCUUAAAAGAGAAAGGUCUCCAUGUCAACCGGUGUUGAAGCAUUUUGAUCUGGAGUACAGUCAGGACCUUGGCCAUCUGUGGACUUCAGCAAGAGAAGUUCUUUUGAACCCUCCCUCUUGGCAAUAUGGGGUCAUGCUCAACAGAUUCACAGCAGUGUCGAAUAUCGCUCAAACUCUAAAAUCUCAGGGAUUUUUUAGUGUGCUGCUACAGACAGAAAUCUCAUCUUUGCUGUGUAGAAAACCUCCACCGGAGUCUUUUCUGAAACAGCCUGGAGAAAAUGGUUCAAUGUUGUCGGCUGAGUGCUUCUCUGAUGACUCUAAUCUUCCUUCUGACGGAGGAUCCCAGUGUCUGCGUUCAGAGCCACCACAAAGUCCUUUACUACACUGCUACAUCCAUCCAUAUCCUCUGAGAUUUCCCUCACAAGCCCACAGACCCGGAUGUUUAAAGCAGUAUUACCUUCUGAAUGUGGCUUCUCUUCUCCCUGUUCUGGCCCUGCAAGUCAAAGAUGGGGAGAACAUUUUGGAUUUGUGUUCAGCACCUGGAGGCAAAUCCAUAGCCAUAAUGCAGAGCUGCAACCCAGCUCUUCUCUGCUGUAAUGAACCGGAUCCACACAGAAGGGAUUGGCUGGUCAAAACCCUGCAGUCUUUUCUCCCCUCGUCACUAAACAGCUGUGUGACUGUUUCUGCAGAAGAUGGGCGUUACUUUGGCCAAAGUGAACCAGCCAAAUAUGACAAGGUACUGGUUGAUGCGCCAUGCUCCAAUGACAGAAGUUGGCUGUAUUCUGCUGGUGGCCUCCAGGCGGAAAAGAGAUUAAGAGAAAGGACAAUGCUACCUGUUCUUCAAACUCAACUUCUAAAAUCUGCGCUGUCAGCUGUGCGUCCAGGGGGCACUGUGGUCUAUUCGACCUGCACUCUGUCCCGUGCAGAGAACUGCUCAGUGGUGGAGGCGGCGCUGAAGGGCUGUCCUGAAGCUGAACUCCAAGACCUGUGGGAGGAGCUCGCUGUUCCCUUUUCUCAACACUUUUGCUUCAGACCAAGCCAACACGAUGACUCCCGACGAGGCAUCUUAGUGGUGCCUCAUCCUGGAAAGACCUGGGGACCCAUGUUUCUCUCCCGCAUUCGAAGGAAGAUGUGA
Knipowitschia caucasica is the source of this 1653-nucleotide messenger RNA. The record is from the annotation of a GenBank genome assembly. Lineage: Eukaryota; Metazoa; Chordata; Actinopteri; Gobiiformes; Gobiidae.